This is a messenger RNA of Ailuropoda melanoleuca (giant panda), 3682 nucleotides long. RefSeq names its product osteomodulin (gene OMD). Bases 339 to 1607 code for a protein of 422 amino acids. The transcript is spliced from 3 exons. Lineage: Eukaryota; Metazoa; Chordata; Mammalia; Carnivora; Ursidae. Gene Ontology annotation, molecular function: protein binding. The record is from RefSeq and is a predicted model, not a curated record.
AAAUUCUUGCCACACCUCAAACCAAAAUUAAGGGGAAAAGAAAGGGAAGAAAGCCACAUAAAUCUGACCAACAGCACAAGCAUCUCAAUUUGAAUCCACAAAGUUUUGGAUAAUGAAAAGAAAUACAUAAUUUUAAUUCAACCCAAGUGUUUUCCAAGCAGAUUAUAUUUGCUUAAAUUGCUACAGUAAUUCAAGGACAGCCCUGUCUGGACACACAGUUACUGUGGAUUUUUAAGAGACUCAGUUAAAGAAUUUAGGAAUAUCUGAUUCAAUUUACAGGAUUUGCAAAUUCAUCAACCCCUGAAAACUAAAGCAAACUCAACAGGACAAAAAAGAACAUGGGCUUUUUAAGUCUAGCAUCUGUCCUUUUCUUCUUUUUUGGAGUCAAAGUAUAUUGCCAAUAUGAAAAUUAUCAAUGGGAUGAAGAUUAUGAUCAAGACCCAGACGAUGUCUACCAACCAGAAUUCCAAUUUAAUCAAAAUGAGGACUUUCAAGUUCCUUUUCAUCAGUAUAUGUUAGGCUGUGCCACUGAAUGCUUCUGUCCACCUGAUUUUCCAUCAUCAAUGUACUGUGACAAUCGCAAACUCAAGACUAUCCCGCGUGUCCCAGCACACAUACAGCAGGUCUACCUUCAAUUCAAUGAAAUUGAGGCUGUGACUGCAGAUUCAUUCAUCAACGCAACUCAUCUUAAAGAAAUCAACCUCAGCCACAAUAAAAUUACAUCUCAAAAGAUUGAUCAUGGUGUGUUUGCUAAGUUGUCAAAUCUAGUACAACUUCAUCUACAGCAUAACAAUUUAGAAGAAUUUCCAUUUCCUCUCCCCAAGUCUUUGGAAAGACUUCUUCUUGGCUACAAUGAGAUCUCCAGAUUGCAGACAAAUGCCAUGGAUGGGCUAAUAAACUUGACAAUGCUUGAUCUCUGUUAUAAUCAUCUCGAGGAUUCCAUGUUACAAGAAAAGAUACUUGCCAAAAUGGAAAAAUUAAUGCAGCUCAACCUAUGUAAUAACAGAUUAGAAUCAAUGCCUCCUGGUCUGCCUUCUUCACUUAUGUAUCUGUCUUUAGAAAAUAAUUCAAUUUCUUCUAUACCAGAAAAUUACUUCAACGAAAUUCCCAAACUUCAGGCUCUACGAAUGUCACACAACAAACUACAAGACAUCCCAUAUAAUAUUUUUAAUCUUUCCAACCUUAUAGAGCUCAAUGUUGGACACAACAAACUGAAGCAAGCAUUCUAUAUUCCAAGAAAUUUACAACACCUCUACCUAGAAAAUAAUGAAAUUGAAAAUAUCAAUAUUACAGUGAUGUGUCCAUCUGUUGACCCACUGCAUUACCACCACUUAACGUACAUUCGUAUGGACCAAAAUAAGCUAAAAGAGCCAAUAAGCUCCUAUGUUUCCCUCUGCUUCCCUCAUAUACACACUAUUUAUUAUGGUGAGCAAAGAAGCACCAAUGGUCAAACAAUACAACUGAAGACCCAAGUUUUCAGGAGAUUUCAGGAUGACGCUGAUAGUGAAGAACAGGAAGAUCACCAAGAAGGUCCAGAACAAGAAGAAACAGAAGAAAACACUGGCCCUCACUAUUACGGAAGUCAAGAAUGGCAAGAACCUAUGUAGGUACACAUUUAUGAUUUUACGCAAUAGUGUUAUUCAGUAUUAAUUUAAGUAAACAUGGAAGGCUCACAGUAAUAUAUCUAGAAUCACGUAUUAGUAUAAGAUCGGACUGAAUUUAAGUUGUUGGUAACAUUUGCAUCAUUACAUAGGAUUCAAACUUACUUAAAAUGAAAAGUCUUUAGAAAUAUAAAUUAGAAUGACAAGUGGGAAUAAAAAACUAAACUUUAAACAUAACAGUACUAUCAAGCUGAGGAAAAAAGGAAGUAUGCCAUCUCUAGUGGUGUUAACUCUUCUAAGAGUGAUGAAAGCAGCAGCAGUAGAAGCCGAGAACUGGAGGAAGACAGGGCUGAGAUGACUGGGCUUCGUUCAUGUAACGGGCAGCCGUCCACUUAGGAGUCAACUAUUUUCUUUGACCUGAUCUCCAGAAAAGCUUUCACACUUGUAUGUGAAAUCUUAUCACCAUGACAUCCACCUCCCUGGCCCUACCACUGAGAGCAACAGAAGAUGCUUCUGAUUUUCAAAAGAGUCCAUUCUACUAAGGAUCCAAGACUUGUAGUUUCAUGAAAUCAACUGGUCUUUGUUUUUCUCUCAGGGCACCAAAGCAGCAAAAUUCUAAAACAUGUAUUUGGAUAACUAAAAAACACCAAAUUGUCUCAUCACAAUCCCUAUUUUACAGAUUUCAGCAAUUGUCCAAAACAAUCUGUCUUCCAUUUUAACUGGGAUAAAUGUUUUUAUAGUAAAUUCGCUAGGGAAAAUUUUUGUUGUUGUUAUAGUUACAUAGAGAUUUGCUUAUAAAUAACUGCUUUGCUCACAAGGUUAACUUAGCACACAAUAAUACACCAGCAUCAUUCACUUGUGUUUUCCUACCGCGAUAGAGUAGAAACCUGUAUGUGCACCAGCGAGUAUUCAUUUAAUUAGUGCUAAAGCUGAAUGGAGUUCCUUUACAAUUUGGGCAAGUUUUAAUACCUUCUUUAAAGCCUUAGAUGCACUUAUUAUUUAAUCGAUCACUUUGCAGUAUUUUAAGUAUGCCUUGUAAUGAAGAUGAUGGUAGUGCUAUGAUGAGCUCUCCUGACUUACCAGCUCUCAUUUCAGAGUUCCUCAGAUAAGGAAUAAAGAGAGAUGGGGCAACCUGCACAAGGAAUCCAAACAAUAAAUGUUGACAAUGUGGAGAACAGGCCAGGACCAGAGAAGUAAAACUUUAUUGUAGGAGUUUUCAAGUGGUGAGCAUUUCACUAGAGAUAAAGUGUAAAAUGAAGCCCCUAGUGCUCUUUAUUUCUUUGAGUAAGUUAUUAGCAGAAACAGAACACCCACCUGUCCGCAAGGAUAAGCUCAACAAUUCAGAAAGAACACAAACAACACUCCAUUCAUUCACUUAGUUAACAGUCAUCAAGGUAUUUGGUGUGUAGGGCUUAGUAAUAAGGGCAAGAAACAGAAUGUAUGUGCACCUGUGACAGCUUCAGAUACAAGGGUGAGGGUAGCAGAGCAAAACAGUAAUGUGUGGACAAAGCACACUUUCAACAGAAGUAAAAAAAAAAAAAUAUUAAGGACCACAUCCCCCUUCAUUGAAAUUCUUAAAAAUAGGCUCAUAAAUUUAAAUAUUAUGAGCUAAUAUUUGGAAAAUAGUAUGGGUGUUUCAGGAGAUAAAAGAGAUACAACUAUUUCUAAACUAAAACAAUUUAAAAUCUAAUGAGAGGCCAUCAGGGAAAGGCUAAUGAAAACCCUAAUAAGAGACCCUUUCGCACUCACUGGGAGGGCAAGAACCAAAGACAGACACAGAACGGAUGUUAUUAGCAAGGACGCAGAGAAAGCAGGAUGCUCCCACACUGCUGGUGGGAUGUCCAAUGGUGCAGCUGUUUUGGAAAGCAGUCUGCAGUUCAAAAUUUAGAUUCACUUCCAAAGCAGCGAUUCUACUCCUAGAUAUACUCAAGAGAACUAAACACAUAUGUUCACACAGAAACAUGUAAACACAUAUUCAGAGCAGCACUAUCCAUUAAGAGCCAAAAAGCGGAAAGCACCCAAUGUCCAGGAGCUGAUGAAUGGAUAAAUAAAAUGUGGUAUUUUAUGUGUCACACACACAA